Penicillium angulare is the source of this 1947-nucleotide messenger RNA. RefSeq lists its product as uncharacterized. The record is from RefSeq and is a predicted model, not a curated record. The coding region runs from base 1 to 1947 and encodes 648 amino acids. Gene Ontology annotation, cellular component: mitochondrion. The transcript has 2 exons. NCBI's taxonomy places the organism in Eukaryota, Fungi, Ascomycota, Eurotiomycetes, Eurotiales, Aspergillaceae.
AUGUCGCCUUGCUCUCGAGGCGCAAUAUCGCGAGCCCUGCGACUUGGCUCAAUAAGAUAUAAUGUCCAACCAACUUGUCGCCCACUAAUAUCCACUAUCCAGCUGUCGACAAGAACGACCCUACCGCAAACAAACUUCAAAUCUGGCCUCGCGAUACUCCCCCGUAACUCGCGCCGGGCUUUUUCGGCCGCACCUCUCCAAUUCCGACAGAUUCCUCCCGCAGAAUUUGCCACAGCUCUUCCGAUAUGCUGCCCUGGGUGCGGAGCUUUCACACAGACAAUUGAACCAGAGGAGCCGGGCUACUAUGGUGGAGGGCAAAAGCAGACGCGAAGGUUACUGGCUCGUCGAAAAACCGAGGCUGAGAAGGCAGCUUCCGAGGUAGCAGUUAAGGAGGCAUUGGAUACGGAUGAAAUUCCUCUGGAGACUAAACCUGUAGAAGAUGAGCUUUCUGUGGAGCCAAUGGUGCCAAAGCCGUCCCAAGAUGGUGCGUUGCCGGACGAUGUUAUUACUCCUCCAUCACCCCCUUCCGAGUCUGCAACACGAACUUCACACGUUUGCGAUCGCUGUCAUGAUUUGAUACACCACAACAAGGCAUUCUCUUCACCUAAACCAUCAAUCGUUUCCAUUCGAGAAUACCUCGACGAAUCACCUCAUAAAGACAAUCGAGUAUACCACGUUAUUGAUGCCGUUGAUUUUCCCAUGUCUCUCGUUCCCCGUAUCCACGAGGCGCUUGCCGCCCAAGAACAGCGUUCUCGAAACCGACGUUCUCAUACCGAGAAAUACUCUCAUGGGAAGAAGCUGCCAACUAUCAGCUUUAUCAUCACGAGGUCGGAUCUAUUGGCGGCUACUAAGGACCAAGUGGACUCAAAAAUGGAGUAUAUCCGUUCAGUCCUCCGUGAAGCGUUGGGAAAAACGGGUAAAGAUGUUCGACUUGGGAACGUGCACAUGAUCAGUGCUCACCGGGGCUGGUGGACAAAGCAAGUGAAGGAAGAGAUUCGGGAACAUGGUGGGGGAAUUUGGGUUGUUGGAAAGGCGAACGUCGGGAAGAGCAGUUUCAUCGAAUCUUGCUUCCCCAAGGACUCCCGCGGCCUCGACAAUAUGGCUGAGUGGAUUGAGAAACAGGCCGAGCAUGAAAUUGUAAACAAGCAUCAACCAGCUGUACAUGACCCUGAUAGUCUUCUCCCGCCGGCGCCUGAAGAGGACACCUACCCUGUUCUUCCAAUUAUUUCUUCCAUGCCAGGAACUACAGUGUCACCUAUCCGCAUUCCUUUCGGACGCGGAAGAGGAGAGAUGAUCGAUCUUCCAGGAAUGGAGCGAACCGAGCUCGAGAACUAUGUGCGGGAUGAGCACAAAAGAGAUAUCAUCAUGACAAAGCGCGUGAAGCCAGAUCGGAAUACCAUCAAGCCUGGGCAAUCUCUUAUUUUGGGCGGUGGCUUGGUGAGAAUUUCUGCGGUCAACCCGGAAGAUACCAUCAUGGCUGUCAGCUUUCUACCUAUUGAAUCUCAUGUUACGAAUACCGAAAAGGCUAUUGAGCUCCAGGCCGAACAGCGAACUUAUGUCGGUAAAGCCCUCAUGAUCGAAGGGACGGGCAGCUCCAUAUCAUCCGCCGGGAAGAUCGAUUUGAAAUGGGAUAUCACCGGCUCAAACCUACCUACCUCUAUCGCCAAAACUGUGAAAGACAAGGGUGCUCCAAUCCCACAUCUGCCAUAUCGGGUGAUGGCCGCCGAUAUUCUUAUUGAGGGCUGUGGGUGGCUUGAAGUAAGCAUCCAGCGCCGUAAUAAGCGCAACUCCGAAGAGGACACCGUCGAACACCCUCAAGUUGAGGUUUUCACACCUAAUGGUGAUUUUAUUGGAUCUCGCCGACCGAUUGAGUGUUGGACUUUUACAGCAGAGAAACUCAAGGCGGACAAGCGCAAGAGACCUCGCUUAAGAUUCAAGUAUAAAUGA